Scophthalmus maximus (turbot) is the source of this 3179-nucleotide messenger RNA. It is a transcript of the gene foxn4, whose product is annotated as forkhead box N4. Lineage: Eukaryota; Metazoa; Chordata; Actinopteri; Pleuronectiformes; Scophthalmidae. Bases 882 to 2462 code for a protein of 526 amino acids. The transcript is spliced from 10 exons. Gene Ontology annotation, molecular function: DNA-binding transcription factor activity, RNA polymerase II-specific; transcription cis-regulatory region binding. The record is from RefSeq and is a predicted model, not a curated record. Gene Ontology annotation, biological process: regulation of transcription by RNA polymerase II.
UUCCCUUAGAGAGGAAAAGAAAAAAAAAGUUCACACUCAUACACAGAUGCCACCACAAGUAGCGACUCACAUCGUCCUAGACGUGAACGAGGGAGCUUACUGGGAAUAACCUGGCAGCAGGCUGUAGUGGAGCAAAAUGGAUAUUUAAUGAUUCUCCUUCCUAUUCUUUUAUUCAAUUGGGUUUUUUUUCCUCUCCGUGUUGUUUUUAAUGCGCAUAGUCUAGUUCAACUAUUUAAAAAAAAGAAAGAAUUCAGAACAUUUUUGUCUCAGCUGUCUAAAAUCGCCUGAGCGGGACUUUGGCCUGAGUAUAUUUUGGUUUUCAUUAAGACGCACGGCCGCGCGCACCUGCGCGCCACCUGUGGAAGUGGCACACACGCACCGGGCGGUGCAAGACAGACAGGGACCUUCCUUACGAUACUAUUCUAGAAGUUUCGCUCUUCGGCAACCAUCCGAUAAGAGGACUGCAAUGUCUGGAUGGAGUAUGGCCUGACUUUUUACUGCAACAAACGUGUGUCUGGCUGCUUUUUACGCGCGGUGGAGGAGCGCGCACCCCGGCGACGGAGCCCCGGAAACUGAGAGAGAAAUAAAGUCUCACAACGUCGAUUCUUCUCUGCACUCGCUGUGGCAAGUGGGGAUGUGGUCGGAAGUGUGAAGAGCAGCUGUCAAACCCACGGGACCCUCCUGCCCCCCGAGCCACCACCGGGAGCUCCGCUGAGGUCUCCACUGCGCAUGUCAGAGCGCUGGACAGCUCCAGAGAGGGAAAUUUAAAAACGGUUUUUGGAGAAUCAAGUGCAACACAGUGAAAUACAGUACUGGGGCUCGCGACUGGCUCUCACAACCUUCAGUAUCAUCUAAAACAGAGGCACCACACAUCCCAGGAAAUGAUAGAAGGUGGAAUUACAUCCAGGAUGUCAGGAAUAAUUGAGAAUGCUGGGCAUCAUCCGUCUCCACAGGACUACAGGCUUCUGACCACGGACCCCUCCCAGCUGAGGGAGGAGGACCUCCCUGGGGACCUGCAGUCUCUGUCAUGGCUCACCUCCGUGGAUGUGCCCCGACUACAGCAGAUGGUUGAUAGCCGGGCCCACGGCAACGGGCCGUCUCAGGGCAGCUUGCUGGAGCAACACACAGCUCAGUUAGGCAGCUUGACGAUGACAGCGGGACAGGGCUCCAUGCUCCAACUCCAGAGCAACAUGCAGCACAGCCCUCUAGGAAUCAGCAUCAUCAACACCCACAGUGGAAGUAUGUCUCCAUACUCCAUGAACGGGCUGCCUUCUCCUGGGUACCAGUGCCCUACCUCAGUCUACCAGCCUGCACCCCAGCAGGUGUAUUCACUAACCCAAACUGGACAACAGUGUUCAACAACUGGGCUUUAUAGCAAUGUCUCUUUCACCGACCAAAGUCUAUUCACACAACCUCGCCUGGCUCCACAAGACCAGGAGCUGCAGCCCAAGUCUUUCCCCAAGCCAAUCUACUCCUACAGCUGUUUGAUUGCAAUGGCUCUGAAAAACAGCAAAACUGGCAGCCUCCCGGUCAGCGAGAUCUAUAGCUUUAUGAAGGAACACUUUCCCUAUUUUAAGACUGCGCCUGAUGGAUGGAAGAACUCAGUCAGACACAACCUGUCCCUAAACAAAUGCUUUGAGAAAGUGGAGAACAAGACGAGCAGCUCAUCCCGCAAGGGCUGUCUAUGGGCACUGAACCCGGCCAAAAUUGACAAGAUGGAGGAAGAGAUGCAGAAGUGGAAACGCAAGGACCUGCCGGCCAUCCGCCGCAGCAUGGCUAACCCUGAUGAGUUGGACAAGCUAAUCACAGACCGCCCAGAGAACUGCAGACGUAAGGUUUUAGAGGCCGGCAUGACCCGGCUGCCCGGCUGUCCAACGGGCCUCCCGCUGCCCGUCUCCGCCCAGAUGCAGCCUCAGCCCAUAGUCACGCUGUCCCUCCCGUGUUUACCCAUGCACCAGCACCAGCAACAGCACCAGCACCAGCACCAGCACCACCACCAGUUCCAGGCCCAGCUCCAGGCUCAGGCUCGACUGGCCCCCAUGUCCCCUGCCCCGGCCCAGACACCUCCCCUCCUCACGGUCCCUGACCUUUGCCACAGUCCACUCACUCAGCAGGCCAGCAAGCCCCCUGAGGAUUUCUACAGUGUGCAUGGUGAUACGCAUACAGAGGUGGAUGCACUGGACCCCAGCAUCAUGGACUUUGCCUUUCAAGGUAAUCUGUGGGAAGAAAUGAAGGACGACAGCUUUAACUUGGAUGCUUUGGGCACCUUCAGUAACUCACCCCUCCGACUAUCAGACUGUGACUUGGGUACAGUGAACCUUCCUCCCGCCUCCGCUGGAAUGAACCUGCCACUGUCAGAUGUGCAGGUGACGGGCCUCUACACCUCCUACGCCACCCAGGAUCCCCUGUCUACCCAGUACAUGGGCACACCAGCUAACAGCAAGCCCAUUGCCCUGCUUUAGAGCAGCCAAACUGUCACCAACAGAAUCAACGUGAUUUGUCUCAUCUGUGGAUAUCUAUGGACGCCAACAGAAGAAGACUCAAGUCUGGUUUCUUCUGUGCCACUAAACGUACAAAUCACACCGCUUCACCCGGGAACUAUCUGGAGGAGGACGUCUGAGAAUCAUUUCACAUAAAGUCCACAAGGAAAUUGCUCAUUAAGAACUAAAACUGCUGACAAAUUAAGAUGUGGAUGUGAGAAAGACGUGUGUAAGACUCUAAAGAUCUAGCUUUGCCAAGCAAACACUCCAAGCCUGUACAAGUGCGAGGACUCUACGUGGAGAAGUGUGUGUGAGUUAGCAUCCACCAGUUUUUCUACUGUUCACUCUGCGUUUUUUAAGUCCUUCCAUACUGUAGCUCCCCAUCUCGUCUGUUGUAUUGUGCUAGACAUUAUUACUGUGAUGUUUUAUUUAUAUUUAUAAAAGGCAGCUGGAGAAGGUACUGACUCUGUCAAUCUUUUGCUGUAUAUAUUUGAAUGUUUCAAAUUGCUAUUGCCACAGAAAAGCUUUCUUUUGACUGUAUUGACCCACUUUGUUCCCAAAUGCAAACAUGUGCCACACUUUGAAUAAUCCAGAUUUUACACGUUAUUCUUCCACACAUUGUGAUUAACAUGUCUCAAAGUUAGGUGUAUAUUAUGUUCAUUAACUUGACCAUAAUAAAAAUCACAUGGGUAAAUAAAA